This is a messenger RNA of Letharia lupina, 1257 nucleotides long. RefSeq lists its product as uncharacterized. The coding region runs from base 1 to 1257 and encodes 418 amino acids. The transcript is spliced from 4 exons. Lineage: Eukaryota; Fungi; Ascomycota; Lecanoromycetes; Lecanorales; Parmeliaceae. The record is from RefSeq and is a predicted model, not a curated record.
AUGACAAGAACGCUAUCAGACUCAGCCAAGCAUGGCAUCCGGACCAGCAUGGACGACGUCACCGCCGACCCUCACAAAAUCCCUGGAUGCGUCGCGGUUGUCGUCGACAGAGAUGGGAAAACCCUCUUUUCGCACGCCAGUGGGAAAAAGGGCAUCGACACCAAAGAGCCCAUGAGCCUCGACGCCGUUUUCUGGAUCGCAUCGUGCACGAAAAUGAUUGGCGGCAUCGCAGCGAUGCAAUUAGUCGAGCAGGGGAGGCUGGCGCUUGAUGAUGCUGAUUUGGUGGAGCGAUAUUGUCCGGAGCUCAAGACUAUUCGGAUUUUGAAGGGCAUCGAUGAGAAUUGCAAGGCGGAGACGGUGGCGAAGAAGAAUCGGAUCACGCUAAGGAUGUUGUUGAACCAUACUGCUGGCUUUGAGUACACCUUCUUCAACGACACUGUCCGACUCUAUGGCCAACCAGCUGGCAUUGACGAAUUCGACUGCCAUCCGAGUGGCGUCCUAGGUCAACCCCUGACCUUUGAGCCAGCUUUCUGCACUUCAGCAGCCCGUAGAGCUAAAUCCUCUUCCAGGCACCGACUGGGCAUACGGAGUAUCCCUCCCAUCUUCCACCACUCUUCCCAUUCACCUCAUCCAACUAACCCCACCCGUCAGGUCGGCAUAGACUGGGCAGGCACACUCAUCGAGCGCGCAACAUCCAUGUCCCUGAACGAAUACUUCCAAACCCACAUCUUCGCCCCGCUCGACCUGCACCACAUAACCAUGUUCCCCACCCCGCAGAUGAAAGCCAACCUGGCACACAUGCACCAAAAGACCCCCGGCCACGUACGGGCCCGAGACCACCUCUACCGCCGACCCCUGAUCGCCACCCCGGCCGAAGUCCCCGGCAUAUACAACUCCGCCGGCGCGGGCUGCUUCGGCCGGCCCACGGACUACGCGCAGAUCCUCGCCGCCUUGCUCAACGGUGGGACUUCCCCCGCGACGGACAAUCGGAUCUUGACGGAGGAGAGCGUGGAGGAGAUGUUCACGAACCAGAUCCCGGCGUUCCCGGAUUUUGGCCGAAAGGGGGUCCGGACGGCGAAGCCGACGUAUACGAACGAUAUACCGGAUCUCUAUCAUCAGCCCGAGGAGCAGCCGCAGGGGUGGGGUUUGACGUUUAUGCUGACGAUUCACGAGGCGGCUACGGGGAGAGGGAAGAAUACGGCGUGGUGGGCUGGUGAGUUGAUCUAUAGCAUGGUCGUUGGUGAGGAGGGAUGCUGA